GUUUGCACAGUGCAACCUGCCCUAGAGUGACAUCACCACUGCAGCCUGCAUGGCAGGUUUGUCAAACCGGUGUGGAGUCCUACAAGGACUGACACUGUGCACGCUGCCAGGAGUGAAAGACACCUUCCUCUUGCUUUCUUUGGGGUGUGUUGUUGUAGGACAAGUCCAAAUCCAAGGUCUUGGAUUGCACGCAUGCAAAGAAAAACUGGCUUGAAACUGUGGAGUCAUUUGGAUAAAAAAGACCACGCCAAAGGAGAGAAUGGAAACCAAUGGGAUUGAAGUGAAACACGGUUUGGAGGAAGAUUCAGAUGUGCAGUUCCUCUCACAGGGAGGAGACCUCCUCAAGGUCCGGAGUACAUCCUGGAAGAAGACCCGCUACUUCAGAUUGCUGGAGGACUGUAAGACCAUGUGGCAUGAGUCGAAGAAAACCUUCAAGCCAAACCAGACCUGUGAGUGCUGUCGCAGCCACUCAUCUGCAUUUUCUCUCGACAGCAUCAAGGAAGUACGACCGGGUCGUCAAACAGAGGGCUUGAAGAAGCACACCGAGGAGCAUGUUGAGGGUCGCUGCUUCUCCAUCGUCUUCAAGGGUCAUCGCAAAAAUUUGGACCUGAUUGCGAGCUCAGAGGAGGAGGCCAGGCAGUGGGUUAACAGCCUGCAAAAAGUAGUCUCCAACCUAAACAACCUCAGCUACCAUCAGAAAACAGAGCAUUGGAUCUACAGCUGCCUGAAUAAAGCAGACAAGAACAAAGAUGACAAGCUGAGUCAGGAAGAGCUCCAGAACUUCUUGCGUCUAAUCAAUGUGGAAGUCGAGGAUGACUAUGCAGAAAUGCUGUUUAAGCAAUGUGACAAAUCUAAAUCUGGAUACCUGUCUGGAGAAGAGAUUGAACACUUCUAUGACCUGCUGACCCAUCGAGAGGAAAUUGAUGUGAUCUAUGGGGCAUAUGCUAAAACAUCCGGCUUUAUGAGCGCUGACAACCUUUUGCAGUUCCUGAUUAAUGAACAGAAAGAGAAAGCCACAGUCGCCGAUGCACUUGAGAUUAUUAAGAAACAUGAGCCUGAUGUAAAAGCUAAAGAGAAGAAGUUGCUGUCCAAAGACGGCUUCCUCAUGUAUCUGCACCAUCCACAGUCCAUGAUCCUGAAUCCAGAGCAUAAGGAGGUGUACCAGGACAUGACUCAGCCCCUCAACCACUACUUCAUCUCCUCAUCCCACAACACCUACCUCCUGAAAGAUCAGCUUAAAGGCCCCAGCAGCACAGAGGCUUAUGUCAAGGCUCUGUUGAAGGGCUGCCGCUGUGUGGAGCUGGACUGCUGGGACGGCUCAGACAACGAGCCACAGAUCUACCAUGGGCACACACUCACCUCCAAGAUUCUCUUCAAAGAUGUAAUCAAAGUCAUCAAGGAGUAUGCUUUUAAGACUUCUGACUACCCGGUGAUCCUCUCCCUGGAGAACCACUGCAGUGUGGAGCAACAGGAGGUCAUGGCCCACCACCUGAAAUCCAUCCUGGGCAGUGCACUGGUCACCUCUCCUCUGGGGAAUGUCAUGCCCACAAACUUCCCCUCUCCUGAGGAACUGAAGGGAAAGUUCUUGAUCAAAGGGAAGAGAUUAAAUAAACUGGAAGCCAGUUUUGUCAGCGAGAAUGCUGUUGAAGAAGACACUGAUGUGACAGAAGAGGAUGAAUCCAAAGAUGAGGACGACCAGAAGGAGCAAGAGAGGAGCAAGAACAAAAAGAAGCUGAACCUGGCAAAAGAACUGUCCAACAUGGUGAUCUACUGCAAGAGUGUCCACUUCCAUGGUUUUGAGGAGGCCAGAAAAAACCAGAGCUUCUAUGAGAUGUCGUCUUUCAAGGAGGCAAAGGCCAUGAAGCUAGCAGAGGAGACAGCUAAUGCCUACAUCCGUCAUAAUGUGGAGAAGCUGAGCCGCAUCUAUCCUACAGGUUUUAGAACUGACUCUUCAAACUACAACCCAAUACCAAUGUGGAACGCUGGCUGCCAAAUUGUGGCCUUAAACUUCCAGACAUGGUGUCCAGAAAUGGACAUAAACCAGGGCAGGUUCAUCGUUAAUGGGACGAGUGGUUACAUUCUGAAACCAGCCUACCUGCGGGACAAAGCCACACAGUUUGACCCCAUCACACUGACUCCAGGAGACUGGUUGCAACACAAGAUACUCCAUGUCAUGGUUAUAUCUGGCCAACAGCUCCCCAAAGUGAACAUGAAGAAAUCCUCCAUUGUGGAUCCUCUGAUUAAGGUGGAGGUGUGCGGCGUACCAGCUGAUGCCGCAGUGAAACAAACUAAUCCUGUCAAUAACAAUGGUUUGAACCCCAAAUGGAAUGAAAAUUUCCAGUUUGAUGUGUACGUGCCGGAGCUGGCACUGCUGCACUUCACGGUGGAGGACCACGACUCCACUUCUGACAAUGAGUUUAUUGCACAGUACACACUUCCUCUAAACAGCAUAAAAAUGGGAUACAGACACGUGCCUUUGCUCAACAAGAACGGAGACGUCCUCGCCUCAGCUGGACUCUUCGUGCACGUCAUGCUCGUCGAUGCCGAGUGAUUUCAUCGACUUCAUAUCACCCUGCAGGAACCUCCAUCACACAGCCAUGUUUUAAAUUCAAUUUUUAUGUGCAACUGACUUAUAGCUUUAGUUUAUGAUUAAUUUAUUGGCUUUAUCCCAGUCGAUUGAGAUGUUAAUUGAGAUAAAAUGUCAGUUUCCUAACAGGACAGUAAUGUCAAAUUUUAUGAUAAAGAGUUAAAUUUAGGUAAUGUUUUUUUUAAGGUGGUACAUGCAUAGAGAUCCUGUUUAGACAUGCUAGAUUUUGUUAGUUUAUAGUAAUGCUACAAAUGAAUCACAUUGCAAGGACUGUCAAAUACUUUAACGCUUCAGUUUGUGAUGGAAACGCAUUUUUAGAUGAUGUUACUGUAUGUCCUCAAUCUCUGGUCCCUAACAUGUUGUCUCCUUUAAUGGUUUUAAUACCAAGUCUUGUGAUGAACAUUUCCAUCAGUUUUAGUCCAAGAAUUUUUCCAUCGGAUAACCUUUAGUAAAUCUAAAUGAAAAGUUUAAAUAACAACUCCCGUCUUUUUUUUAACAUUACCAUGAAGUAUGAGUUUUUCACUGGA
Thalassophryne amazonica is the source of this 3114-nucleotide messenger RNA. RefSeq names its product 1-phosphatidylinositol 4,5-bisphosphate phosphodiesterase delta-1-like. Gene Ontology annotation, biological process: lipid metabolic process; phosphatidylinositol-mediated signaling. The record is from RefSeq and is a predicted model, not a curated record. The transcript is spliced from 15 exons. Gene Ontology annotation, molecular function: calcium ion binding; phosphatidylinositol-4,5-bisphosphate phospholipase C activity. Bases 260 to 2551 code for a protein of 763 amino acids. NCBI's taxonomy places the organism in Eukaryota, Metazoa, Chordata, Actinopteri, Batrachoidiformes, Batrachoididae.